Paramormyrops kingsleyae is the source of this 4646-nucleotide messenger RNA. RefSeq names its product phospholipid phosphatase related 5a (gene plppr5a). Gene Ontology annotation, molecular function: phosphatidate phosphatase activity. The record is from RefSeq and is a predicted model, not a curated record. Gene Ontology annotation, biological process: phospholipid dephosphorylation; signal transduction; phospholipid metabolic process. NCBI's taxonomy places the organism in Eukaryota, Metazoa, Chordata, Actinopteri, Osteoglossiformes, Mormyridae. Gene Ontology annotation, cellular component: plasma membrane.
CAACUAAUACACUGGCCAUUCAGUGUAAUCUUAACAAAAUCAACAGCGUUUCACCGUCCCGCCUUAAUCACGAAAGAAAUCAUCAAAGAAAUUGCCAGUGAACGUUGCACUUUUGGAAAAGAUGCCCGAAAGCUCUUACUUUGAGUCGGAGAAAAAUUGACCUUUUGAAACUUGGGUUAUGUAAUAAGGAUAAGCGUAACGCAGUCUUGAAAGUGUGUGUGUGUGUGUGUGUGUGGGGGGGGGUCCUAACGCAGUGCAGCUGAUGUUGCUGCAUAAUAUAUAUACAUAUACAUCACUCUUAAGUCGCCGAGGCUCGCUUGUGGAGCGCAAAUGGUUGAAAGGACGGCGCUGCAUCAAUCAGCAAUGCUCGCACUGAACAUCCCAGCAGGCACAGUGUGCACUGAUGCUCCUGCCCAACGUGCGUUGCCGUGACCGGUAGCGGCGCGUGUUUCGAUAUUUCAUGGAUUAUCUCUUUUAACGUGUGAUCGAUGCAGAAGAGGCGCUGUGCUGAACCAAGAAAUGCCCCGGUCACAUUAGGGUUGCGAGGGACGAAGACAGUCGGGCUCUUCUGCUGACAGUGGAUCAAAUUGAUUUAUUUUGGUCGACAAUGCUUUAUUUUCAGAUAGUCAUAAUGGCUGGGACUAUCAUGCUGGCGUACUACUUCGAGUACACAGACACUUUCAACGUGCACGUACAGGGAUUUUUCUGCUAUGACAACGCUUACACAAAGCCGUACCUCGGACCGGAGGAGUUGAGCGCUAUUCCCCCGGCUAUCCUGUACACAGUGGUCGCCGGAGUUCCCGCACUGGUCAUAUCGGCUACAGAGUCUGUGUUCUUCUUGCUCCAGUACGUUUCCGAAGACGUGGACAACCGAGAGAAGAUUACUGUGAUGGGAGACUGCUGUUACCUCAACCCGCUGGUACGGAGGACCUUCCGCUUCCUGGGUGUGUAUGCGUUCGGCCUCUUCGCCACCGACAUCUUCGUCAACGCCGGCCAGGUGGUGACAGGCAACCUGGCGCCCCACUUCCUCACCGUGUGCAAGCCCAACUACACAGCCCUCGGCUGCCAGCAGGCGGCGCUCUUCAUCAGCCAGCAGGGGGCGUGUACAGGCAACGAGGAGGAUGUGCUGCGCGCCCGCAAGUCCUUCCCCUCCAAGGAGGCGGCCCUCAGCGUCUACGCCGCCCUGUAUGUCUCGAUGUACAUCACCUGCUCGGUGAAAGCAAAAGGCACCCGGCUGGCCAAGCCGGUCCUCUCCCUGGGACUCAUGUGCCUGGCCUUGCUGGCCGGCAUCAACCGGGUGGUGGAGUACCGGAACCACUGGUCCGACGUCAUCGCCGGUUUCAUCGUGGGCGGGGCCAUUGCCACAUUUAUGGUGGUUGGUGUCUUGCAGAAGUUCAAAGGGAAGCCGCUGCUCAGUGAAAUACCUCACGAGGGAAGCAUAACCGACACUCCGGCCAUCAGCCGGACGGAACUGGAGAGCCCAGGGGAGAAGUAUGCGGCCACGCAGAAUCCGAUCACCUUCGCCGAGGUCACAUGACGCCAGUGCGGCCCCCCACCCGGACAGUUGGGACACUGUUCAGUCGUUGUAGCCGGAGUGUGAAGCCUGUUCCAGCGUAUUUACAUUGGUAACUGUAUCCUCAGCAGCACCCCUGUGACACCACAGUCCGGGCAGCAUUAUUAUUAUCCAUAACAAAAGAAUUCUUACUUUUUCUUUUUUUCCCCACUGAAUCCAAGGUUAGAAAUCCUACAUUUUAUUAUUAUCAAUCCUCCCCUGGUUCAUUUCUGAACAUGGAAAUUCCUUCGCAAAAUAGACGGAUUCAAACCUAUGAUGACGAUAAGGACAAAAAAAUAAACCACCAGGGAUUAAAAGUAUUUAAUUGUAAUUAUUAUUUUCUGAAUUGUUAUUUUUACAUUUUUUUAUUUAGUUAAUUAUGCUAUGGCAUAUUCCUGAUGAAAACACGGUUCAAUAAAUCUUACUCAUAUGUUGUGUAAUACAAUCAAAAUUAAUCAUUUUGUGCUUGUUAAGUUUAACUUAUUCAAGUGGAAUUUGAAGUAAACAAAUUGGAGAGAGAGAAUUUCCAGGAGAGAAAAGGUAACACAGGGAAGCGUUUACAUAGCAUAAUUUGGCAUGCUGUGAGACUUAUUGAGUAGAAGGUUCACAUGUUGCAUGUCAUGUGACCGGUCACAUGACGUGGGAGACCACUCAUUGGUGCUGGGUGGUUUCUCUUUUGAUUUAACAUGUCAAGCUGUAAGGAAAUCAUGACGCAAACCCCCUUCUGAUUGGCCUACGUUAGUCGCACAAAAUGUACGGAUCUAUCCUGUCUCCUGUCAUUUAAAAAUGAAAGUGCUUCAGCUUCUUUUCUUCAGGCCAUUUUCGCCUUCCUGAAAUUCUCCUUAAGGUCGCAAAUUCAGCCCUUUAAUCAUCUUUUGAAUUAAAUGUGAAGGUCUAUUUUUUGGCCAGGACGAAUGAAGCCAAAUUUAAUAUGGGGGGCUCAGUCUUUAACCACUUAGCAAUUUUCUACCCAGCCAGCAGGCUUCAUUAGUGCAGGAUAAUAGUACCACAAAUACUCACAGUAAUGUUUACCUAGUGUAUACCAGUCAUAAUGGCAGUGUUGGUUCUGAAUGCACACUGAAAAUUAUAGUUAUUGGCUAGGAAAUGACUUAAAUAGAGAUAUUUCUGUAUAGGCAGAAUAAUGUAUGAUGGCUUGUUAAUAAGCACUUUGCUAUGGCUUUUAGAUAAAAGCUGAGAAUGAUUAUUUUAUUCAGAGAUGUUAUUAGACAAGUCUUAUGGCUGGAGAGUAGUAGCUAGUUCCCAGGACGGUAUCUGCACAUUAAUUAAAUAAGGACAGGUCAGCUCUGGUAGGCAGUCAGUGGUUUGUGGUGAGUGGGAUUCUGGGUAAUUCCGAUAAAUAUCAGACUAGGAGCAGCAUAUGGCAGUGGAGUUAUACGCCUUAUGUAAGGGCAGAGUGAAAAACCAAUUUAUUUGUCCCACCGCGUAAUGAGAUCAAGCUCUAAUCGAUAUCGUCUGGGUGUCUAUGUGUUUAUUUUUCUGGAGUCAAGGUAAGUGUUUGUGUAAUGAAAUUAUGUGCAUUUCCCUUGUUCUGCAAAAUGAAAAAGAGCAACUUCAGUACUCCGUGUUCAUCCCCCUGCCUCUCAAGAAGCGGCGCAACAUUUUGUUCUUGACUAUGGAAGUUAAUACAGAAACACAAAAAUCAACUUUUAGUCACUAUUGUGAAGUGUCAUUAGUGUCAUGAGAAGUUACCGUGGCAACUUUAACUAUGAAAUCACUUUAUUGAAUUUACCUGUGCCCUCCAAGCACAUUGGCAAACGCCUCAGUAGCAGGGUAUAAACAUGCAAUAGAUUGUACAGAAGUGUAGAAGAUAUGACUGUCCAUGUAUAUCCAUUACAUCUAAUUAUUACCUUUAACAUCAAUGUUCCUGCUUUUAACAAUCAACAUGUAACUCAUUUUAAAGCAAUAAUGUGUUACACCUAAAUACUGACUUAUGGUUCCUAACAUGUCUGUGUUAUGUUAUGUUAUGUUAUGUUAUGUUAUGUUAUGUAAGCAUAUAUAUUUUUUCAAAAAAACAAAACUAUUUUAUAUAUUUAACCAAAAAAUAAUAAUUCUGACCAAUAUUGAUAAUUGUUGGAAUCCCUUUUCACUCAGUACCUUUGGUGAACAGCCCUGUCUUUCCAACCUCUGAAAAGUUUCAAAUAAAUUGUGGUAAAACCUCUGAAAUGUGUAUAGAUUGUCUUGUAAUAGGUACCGGCAGGUAAAAAUUAAAAAUUGGCCCAGAUUAGGUGUAAUAAAUCAGAUAAAACAAAAAAUUCAUAGUUUUUGUCUUUAAUGGUUUUUCAGAUUUAGCUGUUGAUAUACCUCUGACAUGACAUUUAGUAACCUCACAUUCUGCCACUGAUUUGUGGAAUUUCACUAUGAAUCUCUAGAAGAUCUUCAUUUUCCAAUCUUAAUUUUGGUACUUAGUUUAAUAGGAUGUUUUUCUCGGUUAUUUGAGGAAAUUGAAGGUGAAAUUGACCAAUAUUUCAGUUGAAGAAGGCUGAAAAACUGUUCCAAUUCAAUGGAUAAUUCUAUCUGGUUUUUGAAGAAAUAAUGACAAGGCACAGUUUAGCAGAACGAGAAGGAAAUAUCCCUUAUGUUCAAAAAAUAUAUUUAAAUGUGACAUUUCUGGACAGAGAAAUGAUAAGUUGAAUCAGAAGCAUUUUGGGUGUUUUUCAGCUCUCAGUCAAUGCGCUUACCUGCCAGAACCUACUUAUAAUCAAAGUGGUUUUGUCACCUAAUUCUCUACCUGUUGCCCUUCUGUAAUUAAUCUACAUAUAAAGUGAUGAUGGGGAAAAACACAAUGUGACUCUCACAGUUUGAUUCAUUCUGAGAUGUAGUGAGAGACACAAACCAACCUAUUAAAAACCUAAUAACUGUUGUCUCUCCAUAAUUUAAUGCUCUUAUUCACUAUAUUAUGUUUGAGUAGAAAAUCAAUUCUGAAUUUUAUUCUCAUGCUAAUUCAUAUUCAGAUUCUCCCUAUUUUUUAAAUAUAUAUUAUGUGUUGUACUGAGCCAACUAGCUUGUUUUUGUGUUACUUUUAUGAGUACUUCACCUUUUACACUAUAUCUAAAUAAAAGUUUGAAAAAUCAAA